UUCAUGUGUUUUGAGAAAUGAUCAGAUGUAAUAUAAACAUAACAAAUAAUAAAAAUGAACAGUAUUUUACAGUAAUUAUGUUUAUGAUGACAUACAGUAACUUAUGCUUGUCAAUGAGGUCUAAAAUGUUACUACAUUUGAUAUCAGCAGCAGUGAAGCAUGAUCUAUCACAGGGUUCUUCACAUCUACAGUUUAGCUCCAACCUCCAAACUCACCUGCCUGUAAUUUUCUAGUAAUCCUGAAGACCUUGGUUAGCUUGUUCAGGUGUGUUUGAUUAGGGUCGGAGCUAAACUCUGCAGCACAGUGGACUCGAGGGCCAGAUCUGAAGAACCCUGAUCUCUCAUGUUAAUACAGGUGUACAGUUGGCAUGCGUGAAUAGAUUUUAUCUAUUUGUGUGUGUGUGUGUGUGUGUGUGUGUGUGUGUGUGUGUGUGUGUGUGUGUGUGUUCCUUGACUCCACCUCCUGCACUUUGUCCUCUGUGAAUUAAACCAGUUCCAGUUUAAGUAAAAGUGAAACUGCAUUUAGUGACGAUUGGACUGUAAAAGGUUCUCAGGAGAAGAACACAGUUUACAGGUGUAACCUGGAGGAGGAAACAUGUCCUCCAAAAUGAAAAAAAGGUUUGAGGGUCUGAUUCAGGGUAAGAGAUCAGACUCACCUGAACCCAGCUGUGUGUCCAUGAAGAGUGACAGGUCAAUGGCUGAUCCAAUACACUUCAGAGACACAGACUGUGCUACUGAUCUGAGACCGCAGAAGAACAAAUCAAAAUUCACUGAGAAAAGUCAUUUGGAGGACGUAUUCAAGGAGCUGGAGCACAAAGUCAUCAGUCUGAUAAAGAAUGAGCUGAAGAGAUUUAAGAAGCUCCUGAGUCCAGAUUACCCAGCAUGCUCUGAGAGGGAGGUGGAGGAUGAGGAGGAUCAGAGCAGUGUCAGAGAGGGAGUGCUGAAGAUCACACUGCACUUCCUGAAGAACAUGAACCUCACAGAUCUCGCUAACACACUGCAGAACAAACUCGUCUCUGUGCACCAGCGAGAACUCAAAUCCACACUGAGAGAGAAAUGUAAAAGAAUUAAUGAAGGAAUCUCACAGCCUGGAAGUUCAGCACUUCUGAAUGAGAUCUACACAGAUCUCUACAUCACAGAGGGGUGGAGUGGAGACGUCAAUAAUGAACAUGAGGUGAGACAGAUUGAGACAGCGUCCAGGAGACCAGCAGCACAGGAGACACCCAUCAAAUGUAAAGAUCUCUUUAAAGACAAGUCCAUCAGAAGUGUGCUGACUAAAGGAGUUGCUGGAAUUGGAAAAACAGUCUCUGUGCAGAAGGUCAUUCUGGACUGGGCUGAAGGAAAAGCAAAUCAGGACGUCUUCUUCAUGUUUCCACUUCCCUUUAGAGAGCUGAAUCUGAUGAAGCAGGAACAUCUCAGUCUGAUGGAUCUUCUUCAUCACUUUUUCCCAGAAAUAAAAAAAUUAGGAUUAAUAGACUGUGAGAUCAACAAAGUCCUGUUCAUCUUUGAUGGUCUGGAUGAGUGUCGACUUCCUCUAAAUUUCCAGAAGAAUGAGAGACUGUGUGAUGUGACAGAGUCAGCCUCAGUGGAUGUGCUGCUGACGAACCUCAUCAAGGGGAAUCUGCUUCCCUCUGCUCUCCUCUGGAUCACCUCUCGACCAGGAGCAGCCAAUCAGAUCCCUCCUGAGUGUGUAGACCAGGUAACAGAGGUACGAGGGUUCAGUGAUCCUCAGAAAGAGGAGUACUUCAGGAAGAGGAUCAGUGAUCAGAGCCUGGCCAAUAAAAUCAUCUCACACAUGAAGUCUUCAAGAAGCCUCUACAUCAUGUGUCACAUCCCAGUCUUCUGCUGGAUCUCAGCCACUGUUCUAGAGAGAAUGUUGGGUGAAGCAGAGAGUGGAGAGAUCCCCAAGACUCUGACUCAAAUGUUCACACACUUCCUGAUCUUUCAGAUCAAACACAAGGACCAAAAGUACCAUCAGAAAUGUGACCCUGAUCCUCAGCAGACCAGAGCGAGUAUCCUGGCACUGGGAAAACUGGCUUUCCAACAGCUGGAGAAAGGAAACCUGAUCUUCUAUGAGGAAGACCUGAGAGAGUGUGGCAUUGAUGUGAGAGAAGUGUCAGUGUACUCAGGAGUGUGUACCCAAAUCUUCAGAGAGGAGUUUGGGCUUCACCUGGGGAAGGUGUUCAGCUUUGUACAUCUGAGUGUUCAGGAGUUUCUGGCUGCUUUAUACGCAUUUCUCUCCUUCAUCAACAAAAAGAUUGCAAAACAACAAACCUGGUCUGAUCUUUUCACCAAGUCAGACAUGUCUGAUCUCCUCAGGAGUGCAGUGGACAAGGCCUUACAGAGUGAGAAUGGACACCUGGACCUGUUCCUCCGCUUCCUUCUGGGUCUCUCACUGGAGUCCAAUCAGACUCUCUUACGAGACCUACUGCCCCAGACAGGAAGCAGCUCUCACAGCAAACAGGAAACAGUCGAGUACAUCAAGGAGAAGAUCAGGGAGAAUCCAUCUCCAGAGAAAUCCAUCAAUCUGUUCUACUGUCUGAAUGAACUGAAUGAUGAUUCUCUAGUGCAGGAAGUCCAACAUUACCUGAACAGAGGAGGUAACAGUCGUCUCAGAGAAGUCAGACUCUCUCCUGCUCAGUGGUCAGCUCUGGUGUUUGUGUUGCUGAACUCAGAAGAGGAUCUGGAUGAGUUUGAUUUGAGGAAAUAUUUCCCAUCGGAUGAAUGUCUUCUGAAUCUGCUGCCAGUGGUGAAAGUCUCCAGAAAAGCUGAGCUGUGUGUGUGUAAUCUCACAGAGGAAAGCUGUAGAGUUCUGUCCUCAGUUCUCAGAUCAAACUCCUCCAGACUGAGAGAACUGGACCUGAGUCACAAUAACCUGCAGGAGUCAGGAGUGAAGCUGCUCUCUGCUGGACUGGAGAAUCCACACUGUACACUGGAGAUACUGAGGCUGUAUGGGUGUAAUCUCACAGAGAAAAGCUGUAGAGUUCUGUCCUCAGUUCUCAGAUCAAACUCCUCCAGACUGAGAGAACUGGACCUGAGUCACAAUAAUAAACUGCAGGAUUCAGGAGUGAAGCUGCUCUCUGCUGGACUGGAGGAUCCACACUGUACACUGGAGAUACUGAGGCUGUGUGUGUGUAAUCUCACAGAGAAAAGCUGUAGAGUUCUGUCCUCAGUUCUCAGAUCAAACUCCUCCAGACUGAGAGAACUGGACCUGAGUGAGAAUAAACUGCGGAAUUCAGGAGUGAAGCUGCUCUCUGCUGGACUGGAGAAUCCACACUGUACACUGGAGACACUGAGGCUGGAACACUGCAGUAUUACAGGUGAAGGUUGUGCUGCUCUGGUUUCAGCUCUGAGAUCAAACACCUCAUCACACCUGAGAGAACUGAAUCUGAAACACAAUAAUCCAGGAGAAUCAGGAGAGAAGCUGCUCUCUGAUCUACUGAAGGAUCCACACUGUACACUGGAGAAACUACAGCUGAAGCCAUUUUCAAUCUGAUCUCCAAUUCUCAACCUCAGAUGAUUAUGGAUUACAUUAACCUGUACAAAUAAACAUUACAAAGUGUUGUGAAGAACAUACACUCACCGUCCACUUUAUUAGGAACACCUGUACACCUGCACAUUCAUGCAGUUAUCUAAUCAGCCAAUCAUGUGGCAGCAGCACAAUGCAUAAACCCAUGCAGAUGCAGGUCAAGAGCUUCAGUUAAUGUUCACAUCAAACAUCAGAAUGGAGGAAAAGUCUGAUCUCUGUGACUUUAACCGUGGCAUGGUUGUUGGUAGCAGAUGGGUUGGUUUGAGUAUUUCAGAAACUGCUGAUCUCCUGGGAUUUUCACACUGAACACCCGCUCACAGGAUGUGUUUUUCACCAUUCUGUAUAGAGACUGUUGUGUGUAUUUGGCUGAUUGGAUAAUUGCGUAAAUGAGCAGGUGUACAGGUGUUCCUAUUAAAGUGGACGGUGAGUGUAUGUGACUAUUACUAUUUUAAAAGGAUAAUGAUAAUGGGUAAGAUUUUGCUUGUACAGUGCUUUGUUGUGGUUCAUUAGAUGAUGAAAUGUCAGGACUGUAAAUAUGAAGCAGCUGAGAUAAAUAAACUAAACCUACAUAUUAGAUUGUUUAUGAGUAAUCCAGUAUAAUGUAGCUUAAACACACACACUGAACAGUAAUGAAACUUCUACUAUUACAUCUGUUUAUCAGCAAUAAAUAAACUGUUAUUGUAUCUCCA
This is a messenger RNA of Ictalurus punctatus (channel catfish), 4217 nucleotides long. Its product is annotated as NACHT, LRR and PYD domains-containing protein 12. The record is from RefSeq and is a predicted model, not a curated record. The transcript has 11 exons. Lineage: Eukaryota; Metazoa; Chordata; Actinopteri; Siluriformes; Ictaluridae. Bases 595 to 3495 code for a protein of 966 amino acids. Gene Ontology annotation, molecular function: protein binding.